CCAAAACUUGCACGGACUUGACUAUCUUAGUUUGUCUUUUCUCAAUGUCUCAAUAAAAGCAAACAGCAAUCAGUGGAGUAGAAGAGAAACACUUUGAGUUUGUUUCUGACUUGACAGCAGCAUCUGUGUUUGUGUGAUUUCGUGGUAAUUUUUGAAACCAUUCAGAAAGUGAAAUUUAGUUUGCUGAAGCUCUUAAACUGUAAAAAUGGAUUCAUUCUCUGUAAAGGAAAUUUCUUGUCCGAUUUGCUGUGAAAUCUUCAAGGCUCCUGUUCUUCUGUCAUGUAGUCACAGUUUCUGUGAGGAGUGUCUUCAACAGUUCUGGAGGACCAAGAACACUAGGGAGUGUCCUGUCUGCAGGAGAAGAUCCUCAAGAGAUGAUCCUCCAUGUAAUCUUGUGUUAAAAAACUUGUGUGAGUCGUACCUGAAGGAGAGGAGAAAUAAGAAGCGUUUAUCAGGGUCUGAGGAAGCCUGCGGUUUACACAGUGAGAAACUCAAGCUCUUCUGUCUGGAAGACAAACAGCCUGUGUGUUUAGUGUGCAGAGAUUCACAGAAACAUGUCCAUCACAGAUUCAGACCCAUCAGUGAAGUAGUUUCAUCUCAUAAGGAGGAGCUGAAGUCCUUACAAGAGAAACUUAAACACAGAGAGGAAUUUAAGGAAGAGUGUGUGAAAACACUUCAGCACAUUCGGUCUCAAGCGGAGCACACAGAGUGUCAGAUUAAACUGGCAUUUGAGAAGCCUCAUAAGUUUCUCAGAGAUGAAGAAGAAAUUGCAAUCACUGCUCUGAGGGAGGAAAAGGAGCAAAAGAAUCAGAUGAUGCAGGAGAAGUUUGAGGAGAUCAACAGGCACAUCUCAGCUCUUUCACACACAAUCAGAGACUUGGAGAAGAUGAUGAAUGCCAGUGAAGUCUUGUUUCUAAAGAAAUUUCCAGAUGUGAUGGAAAGAGUCAAGAGCUUACGGUCGGAUCCACAGCUGUCAAAAGUUUGGGAAUGUUCUUCGUCGGGUCUACUUAGCGCCGUUGGACGAGGAAGGCCCCCGAGCGAAUUUCGACACCUUUGUGGAGUGGACAGUGCAAUCCCGGACCCAGUGCCCAGCCCACCAUCUCCCCACUGCACGGAGCACAUGCUGAGCCCACCGCUGACGGAGAGCCAAGACCGCCACGACCGACAAGCCAUCAACAAACCAAGUGCGAGAGCCGGCAACCACACACGCAAAGAGGGAGAGUCCCGCAGACACCCAGAGAAAGUUCCUGUUCCCAUGUCUAACCCUGAGAAAAUUCCUGUUCCCACGUCCAGCCCUGAGAGGGCUCCUGGUCACAAGUUAAGCCCGGAGGCUCACAAAUGCCCAACUACCCACCCUCUCCUGCUUCCUCCACCGCUGUCCUCUGGCAGCCCCUCUGGUCGCCCUCAGCCUACCAUCAGCAUGGUGCAAGCUCUGCGGGACUGCCAUCCUCCAGCGUCGCCGGGACUGGAGCAUUCCUUGACUCCGCCUCCAGCCUCUAAGCCCCGAACUCUGCCUCGGCCCUUUGACCCAGCGGCUCCACCAUGGCAGGUUUUUGAGCCUAAAUCAUCUGAGAGUGUUUCAUCAGUAGAGCGAGUGUUUAUAAUUGUUCACUAUAUGAGCAUCAGAAUAGCAGCAGCUGUUGAUUGUGUCUCGUCAGCUCCUGUGAUUCUGGAUCCGAACACGGCUCAUCCAGAUCUCCUCUUGUCUGAUGAUCUGACCAGUCUGACGUGCAGCACCACCAGUCAAGCGCUUCCUGACAAUCCAGAGAGAUUCAAGCAGCACUCCUGUGUUCUGGGUUCAGAGGGGUUUAACUCAGGAACACACUGCUGGGAUGUGGACGUCAAAGAGAGCUUGUCCUGGAGUCUUGGAGUAACUACGGCAUCAAACCAGAGGAAGGGCUAUGAUUUCUUUGACAGCGGUGUGUGGAGUGUGCAGCACAGACUGUUUGAAGAGUCUGGUUUUCCUGUGGUACAAAAGCUGGAGCGGGUGAGAGUUCAGCUGGACUAUGACGGAGGAACAGUGUCUUUCUCUGAUCCUGUAAAGAACACACCUCUGUACACAUUCACAGCCACCUUCACUGAGACCGUCUUUCCAUUCUUUUAUAGCUUUUCUCAUCUGAGGAUCUUAUAGUAGUGUUAGAUAAAGUUAUUUAUGUAGAUUUGGAGGGAUUUUUCAGGGCAUAUUUAAAAAAAAACAAUUUUUCUUAGUAUGAAGAACAAUAUCAAGUUUUUUCCACUACAAAGACCCUUUUGUGCAAUGGAAAUUUUUUUAAGGGUGUUUCACUGAAGAAAAAAAAUAUUGCAGGUUUGGAAUGAGUCAUAUUGCUUCUAGUUCAGUAAACAAAAGUUAAUGGUAUUACUAAUUCAAAUAAUAAGGGUGUCUUAUACUUUUCACUUCAAGAAAAGAUCACAAACAACUGAACCUUCAAAACUUGUUGGCCACUUACAGGACAAGCAGAAUUACUGAAUGAAAUAUUUAUGAGCUCAGUAAGAAGGGUUUCAGUUCAAUAAGUAUAUAUCAGAGUUUUGUUAACUAGAUAACAGUUUUUCAUUGACUUUCUAGCAAUAAAGGUCACAUUUCUAUCCGUUGUUGUGCAUCUCAGUCCGCAUUGGAAACAAAGAAACAGUUUUUACAGUACAAACAGCAACUCCAGACCUUUUACGUGUUUAAUUCAUGUAGAAAUAAUGAAGGAAUAGUCCACAUCUGUCCAUGAAAUGCCUUUUGAGUCUUUUUAAAACUCUCCAAUUACUUAUGGUCCCUUGAAAAAGAGGGAAGGUACAUAUUAAAGAGCUGUAAUUCCUUAACCUUUCCCCCAAUUUUGAUGAGAAUACCCUCAAAUUAAAGCUCAGAGUGUGCACCUUAAGCCCAUAUUCAGUUACAAAACUGUAACUUGAAUAUGUUUUGGUCAACAGCUAAAAGCCUAAUAAAAUUUGUGCCUGUGUCCAAAUA
This is a messenger RNA of Cyprinus carpio (common carp), 2950 nucleotides long. RefSeq names its product nuclear factor 7, brain-like. The transcript has 10 exons. The coding region runs from base 206 to 2131 and encodes 641 amino acids. Gene Ontology annotation, molecular function: zinc ion binding; protein binding. The record is from RefSeq and is a predicted model, not a curated record. NCBI's taxonomy places the organism in Eukaryota, Metazoa, Chordata, Actinopteri, Cypriniformes, Cyprinidae.